AUUUAGAUUAAAUGGCAAAAUGAUUUUGAUAGUUUUUGAUUUUGAUCAUACUGUUGUGGAUGGUAAUACGGAUGUUAAGAUAUUGGAUGUACUCGGAGACAAAAAAGACAGCAUAAAGUAUGAAAGUUCCACUGGUUGGACUGAGCAUAUGAGACAAAUAUUUGUUCAGUGUGAAAAACAAGGUGUCACACCAGCUGACAUGAUAUCAGUUUUAAAAGAGCUUGCAUUGACAAAGGGGAUGAGAAUCUUAUUUCAGACCAUCAGAGACAGCAAAGACAAGAUCAAGGUUGUCAUAGCAUCAGAUAGUAACUCCUGGUUUAUAGAUGUUCUACUUUCUCAUUUUGAGAUAAAGGACAUUGUAGAUGAAGUGCACACAAAUCCAGCUGAAUGGAAUUCCAACCUUCUUCUUUUAAAAAGAUACACAACCAAUGAAAAUUGCACAAGAUGCCCAAUCAAUAUGUGCAAAUCAGAAAUAGUUUCUAACUCAGCAACUGAUGACAUUUCUGCUAUAAUUUAUGUGGGAGAUGGAUCAAACGAUUUAUGUCCAGUUAUCAAUCUCAGGGAGAAAGAUAUAGCUUGCCCCAGAGAAGGGUAUAGUUUGUCUAAAAAAUUGGAUAAAGUUAAAGUGAAGUGUUCUGUUGUGAAGUGGUCUGAUGCUGCUAGAAUAGUGGAUUAUUUGAAUAAAUGUUUGAAUAUAUCAUGAAGUAAAUGUCAAAUAACUUUUAUAAUGAUAGUUAAUAGUUAUGGAUUAUAUUUGUUAGCUUAAUCUAAUUUUCGAAUCAGUUUUAUCAGCUUAUACUAUAAUAGAAUCUAAGGAAUAUGCUAAUUAUUGUUAUUUUGUCCAUUUCCUGU
This is a messenger RNA of Bolinopsis microptera, 852 nucleotides long. Its product is annotated as pyridoxal phosphate phosphatase PHOSPHO2-like. The transcript has a single exon. The record is from RefSeq and is a predicted model, not a curated record. Gene Ontology annotation, molecular function: phosphatase activity. Lineage: Eukaryota; Metazoa; Ctenophora; Tentaculata; Lobata; Bolinopsidae. Bases 20 to 703 code for a protein of 227 amino acids.